This is a messenger RNA of Diversispora eburnea, 4959 nucleotides long. The record is from the annotation of a GenBank genome assembly. Lineage: Eukaryota; Fungi; Glomeromycota; Glomeromycetes; Diversisporales; Diversisporaceae.
AUGUUCGAACGUCUUAAAUUCUGGAAGUCAUUAAAAUCAGGUUUACAGUCACGUCAAGUAUUUGUCAAUGAACCUUUGCCUCCUAGUCAACUUGAACAUGGACGUCCUAAACAACUCUAUAGUACCAAUAAAGUUACUACCUCUAAAUAUACCCUUUUAACUUUUAUACCAAAAAAUUUGUAUGAACAAUUUCGUCGAAUUGCCAACUUCUUCUUUUUAUUACUAGUAGUAUUACAAUGGUUUCCACAAUUCUUUACUAUUAAUCCUGUAUUAGCAGCUUUACCAAUGUUCAUAAUAACUAGUAUAACAGCCAUAAAAGACGGCUUUGAAGAUUUUAAACGUCAUGUAACUGAUAGAUCAGUUAAUAACAGAAAAACUCAGACUUUGGGAAAUUGGAAGAAUGUUAAUUAUCCGGAUACAAAAUCAAGUUUUUUUUCUAAGAAAUCAACAGAGGAAAAGGAAAAGGAAAAGCAACCUAACGACUCUAAAGUUGAUUGGAAGCAAACUAUGUUUAAAGAUGUUCGUGUGGGCGACUUUAUCAAAUUAUGUGAUGAUGAUUUCAUUCCAGCUGAUAUCUUAAUUCUUUCAACUUCGGAACCUAAUUCUCUUUGUUAUGUUGAAACUAAAAACUUGGAUGGUGAAACUAAUCUCAAAAUAAGAACCAGUGUACCAGAAACCGAUCACAUAACAAAACCGGAAGAUUGUACAUCAAUUCGUUUUUAUGUAGAUUCCGGACCACCGACAACAAAUUUAUUUAGUUAUAACGCUACUGUGGUUUUUCCUCAUGGAUUAUCUGAUCGUCCACGUUCUCGUGGAGGACCAGAAAAAAUCCCAGUCAAUCUUAAUUCAAUGCUUCUAAGAGGUUGUGUUUUGAAAAAUACUGAAUGGGUAAUCGGUAUGGUGAUAUUUACCGGUGGUGAUACUAAACUUUCAUUAAAUUCUGGUAAAACUCCAUCAAAAAGGAGUCGCAUAGAAAAAAUGAUGAACCCUCAAGUUCUAGUCAAUUUAUUCGUUUUGAUUUUCAUGUGUCUUUGGACCGCUAUUGGAAACAAAAUGUGGGAAACAAAUUUUGCUGAUAAAGAUCCUCCCUUCCUUGAAUCUGAUCACGGUGGAAGCAUCAAAUUCGAUGCAUUUUUGACAUUUUGGAACGCUUUAAUUACUUUUCAAAAUAUUGUUCCUAUUUCAUUAUAUUUAUCAAUUGAAGUUGUCAAGUCUAUUCAAGCAUUCUUUAUUUUUAUUGACAAAGAAAUGUAUUAUAAAGAAACUGAUACGCCAUGUAUUCCAAAGAAUUGGAAUCUUUCGGAUGAUUUAGGUGUUAAUUAUGAUUCGGAUUCUAAUAAAUCUGAAAAGAAACCUUUCGUAGAUGAGACACUUUUCGAAGAUAUGAAAUCUACAGAUCAAAACCGAUCAAAUGUUAUUAGGGAUUUUUUCACUCUACUUGCGAUAUGCCACACCGUUCUCGUCAAUACUGAUCCAAAUGGUGAACAAAAUUACAAAGCUCAGUCACCUGAUGAAGCUGCACUUGUAAAGGCAGCAAAAGAUGUUGGUUACACUUUUCGAUCUCGUGAACUUAACAAUAUUGUUAUAACAACACCAGAAGGUACAGAAGUCAAAUAUGAAUUAUUAAACAUUUUAGAAUUUACAAGUGCACGAAAGAGGAUGAGUAUCAUCGUACGAGCUCCCGAUGAUCGUAUUAUUUUAUAUUGCAAAGGAGCUGACAAUGUAAUUUUUGAAAGACUCAAAAGUAAUCAGGAUCAUAGAUUGAAUACUACUGGGGAACAUCUCGAGGAAUUUGCUAGAGAAGGUCUUAGAACACUUUGUACGGGAUAUGCUGUUAUCGAUCCUGUUGUAUAUAAGAAAUGGAAUAUUGAUUUUCAUGAAGCUUCAGCGGCAAUUAUGGAUAGAGAUAAGCGAAUGAGUGAUGUUGCAAAUCAAAUAGAAAAGGAUUUGACACUUUUAGGUGCCACAGCAAUUGAAGACCGUUUACAAGAUGGUGUACCAGAAUGUAUAGCUAAGCUUAAACGUGCUGGAAUUAAAAUUUGGGUCUUAACAGGGGAUAAGAUGGAGACAGCUAUCAGUAUUGGGUUUUCUACGUAUUUAUUAACUAGAGAUAUGAACCUUAUAAUCAUUCGUGGAGGUGCUUAUGGAGAACCCGGAAGUGCUUAUGAACAAAUGCAAAAUGCUAGGGAUAAAUUUUUUCCUAAUGAUUUGGCUAUUUUGAAAUCAGUGCAAGCACCUCCUAUUUCUUCAGUUAGUAAUCUUCCUAGAACUUCUACCUCACACGCAAGGGAAUUGAGUUUUAGUGCACUUUCCAUUUUAUCCAAUACAUCAGGAACUAAAAUAAAUGGUCAUGCGUUAAUUAUAGAUGGAGUUGCACUUAAGUAUGCAUUAGAAGAACCUUGGAGUCAUCAAUUGUUAUUAGAAUUAGCUAGCCGAUGUAAAGGAGUUAUUUGUUGCCGUGUUUCGCCUUUACAAAAAGCUAAAGUUGUAGAAUUAGUUAAGAAUGGAAAGAAAGUUUUGACGUGUGCAAUUGGGGAUGGCGCUAACGAUGUUAGCAUGAUACAGGCCGCGCAUAUUGGUAUCGGUGUUGCGGGAGAAGAAGGACUUCAAGCUGUUAUGGCGUCCGAUUAUUCCAUAGCCCAAUUUCGAUUUCUUACUCGACUUUUAUUGGUUCAUGGACAUUACGCUUACAUUCGUAAUUCAUCUAUGAUUCUCAAUUUCUUUUACAAGAAUAUGAUUGGUGUUGGUGUUUUAUGGUGGUACCAACUCUUUAAUGGUUACACUGCAACGAUUAUAUUUGAAUACACCUAUCUUUUAUUUUGGAAUUUGUUCUUCACAUGUAUCGCGGUGUUAGCUAUAGGGAUAUUUGAUCGAGACGUACCUGAUAAAGUAGCAAUUGAAGUCCCAGAAUUAUAUCAAAUGGGAAUUCGUCGAGAAGCAUAUUCAAUGAUUAAAUUUUUUGUCUUUAUGAUUGAAGGUAUAUAUCAAUCAGUGGUAUGCUUUUUUGUUCCAUAUUAUGCUUAUGAAAAGGGAGCAAAUAAGUAUGGAAGACAAGCGGAUUAUCUCGAAUUAGGUACAACGAUGGCAGUCUCUUGUAUUGUGAUGGCCAAUUUGUUUACAGGAUUCAACGCUCAAUGCUGGACGGUGUUUCAUUUUAUAGCAGUUUUUGGAUCUGCAUCCUUGAUAUUCAUUUAUAUUUCGAUUUAUAGUUUAAUUCCACUUUCAGGUAUUUAUGGGUAUAAUCAGGCUAUUUACGGAACAGGAGUAUUUUGGUUUUGUAUUAUUUUAUCCACAGUUUUAUGCUUAUUUCCGCGAUAUUUAUGGAAAUUUAUGCAAAGGAAUUAUCGUCCUACUGAUAUUGAUAUUAUACAAGAAAUAUGCAAAAAAGAUCCAAAAUUCGAUUUUGCCAACGAUGCUAUGUUUAAAUCAAAUAUAAAACUUAGUAGAACCAAUACAUUCGAUUCGAGAUAUUCAAAUAAUGAAUUAAUAGCACCCGUACUUAAUACGUAUGGAUCUAAUACACCACGUCAAAGUCUCGAUGUUACAACAGGUCAGCAAUUGCAAGUGAAUGAAGACGAUAGACCAGAAACUCCUACUAGUAUUACAUAUAUGAAAACAGGAGUAACCGAACCUAUGCGAGGUUACGCAUUUUCACAAGAAGAAGGCACGGGACGUUUGAUGCAUCCUUUACGUCGUUCUAAAACUAUUCCUGGACCUCUUAGUCCAAAAACUAAAUUUAAACAUGAGUCAGAUACUUUACGUCGUAGAAGUUUACCUAACGUAGAAACUGAAAAAAUGCGUAUGGUGCAAUUUAGAGAAUCCCUGGGAGGUACCAUUGCACCGAGUAUUGUACCAUCUAGAAAAUCAAGCAAUCAAGAAAUUGAUCCACGACUAUGGAGAAUGUCUUCUUUCCUGCUACGAAAAAUCUGGUCCAUUGAAAAAACCGGAACUUUUAAAAAUCUAAAAUUAGAAGAUGAUGGUUUAGCACCACCUUCACCCGAACAACUUCGUAUAAAAGUUUUGUUUUGUGGUCUUAAUUUUGCUGAUAUUUUUGCCAUUUUUGGGCUUUACUCCGCUACGCCUAAACGAAAAUUUAUACCAGGGUUAGAAUUUUCUGGCGUAGUUGAGAGUGUAGGUGAAGGUUUAAACAAACAAGAAUGGGUAGGAAAACGCGUUUAUGGUGCAACUUUCUUUGGAGGUUAUGCAACAUACCUUAAUUUAAAGUAUUGUUAUGUAAGGAAAACUCCGGAUGACUGGACUGAUAAACAAGCUUGUGCUUUUCCGCUUGGACGAUUCAAACCAAAUCAAAAAGUCUUGGUACAUUCCGCAGCAGGUGGCUGUGGUUUAUUCGCACUUUCUAUUCUUAACAAAAAAUCUGCAAAAGUUGUAGGCACAGUAGGAAAUUCUUCUAAACUCGAUUUUCUUAAUGAAAAAUACGGGAAGAAUCCAAAUUUUACCUUCAUCUCUCGAAUUCCUGUCAAAGGUUUCGAAUCGCGAGCCAAAGGGGCAUUAGCUCAAAUAAAAUCAGAUGAUGAUAAAGAAGUAUUAUUUGAUGUAGUAUUAGAUAGUAUAAUGGGAGACUAUUUUUGGCCAAAUUAUAAUUUAUUAGGAAAAGAAGGAAUGUUGGUUUUAUACGGAUCUUCAAGUUUUACACCAACUGGCAAUUUGCAUCCUAUAUGGAAUAUAUUUCAAUUAAUAAAAUUGGGAUGGAAAUAUCUUUGGAGACCUAAAAUCGAUCCAAUGCAGCUUCUCGGCUUUAAUUUAAUUCACCUCUACGAACAACAAGAACGAUUAAACCAACUCUUCGAUCAACUUCAAGAAUUACAAUUAGAAGCUCCGCAUGUUGGACAUGAAUUUGAUUUUGAAAACCUUAUUGAAGCAUUAACUUUUAUGCAAUUAGGAAAGAGUGUGGGUAAGAUAAUUCUUUGUGUUAAACAUCCUGAAGGUCCAGAAUCCUAA